Trypanosoma cruzi is the source of this 798-nucleotide messenger RNA. RefSeq lists its product as uncharacterized. The record is from RefSeq and is a predicted model, not a curated record. The transcript has a single exon. Lineage: Eukaryota; Euglenozoa; Kinetoplastea; Trypanosomatida; Trypanosomatidae. The coding region runs from base 1 to 798 and encodes 265 amino acids.
AUGCACGUUCCUCUUUUGGACGUCUUUGGUGACGUGCCGAACGGUGUGAUGCUGGCGCUGAUGGUGGACCGCGCCCCGCCGGCGUCGCUCGCCGCCCUCCCGGUGCAUCUAUUCGAGGCAACCACCUCGCGCGACGGCGUCCGACACACGGCUGGGGAGGAACAACGGGGGCAGGAGGCCAUUCAACGGCGCCGCAGUCAUAAUUAUAACCUCGAAAUAUCGCCCUGCACCGCUGCCCACGGCAGCCGGAUUUUUUGCCACAACGAAGGCGCACCGCGUACGACGGUGUGCCUAAGAAAUGUGCGGUUUCUCACGGGGUCUGACGAAAUGGCGCAAAUAGGAAUUGGCGCAGCCAUGAGCACCAUCGGCCCAGGCAACCGGAGCGGUGGCCACGAGGGUGGAACUGUGUCGUCACACCCUCAGCGCGUGAAGCGGUCCCUGCUUCUGCUGAAGCGGCGCGUUGUGCUGGUAUUGGAGCAUCUGAGGGCCAUUGAGUCCGGGUGUGUUGCGUGUCCGGCCCCCGAUGUCCUGCGCCACGUAGCGAAGGCGUGUGCGAUGCUACCUGUCAGCAUCCACGACGCCUCCCUGUGCCCAGUCGCCGUUGUCAUUAUCCCCACCACCGCGGCCGACGAAGAGGUGUGUGGGGCGUUGGCCAUCACACUUCUCUCGCUUGGGACAAAAUGCGCACUGGCCUUGUGCGAGCUCGUCAGAGCUCAGGAGGAAGGUCCCGCGGUGGGAAGGCUCCCCGGCUGCGCGGGGCCGACAGAACUUGGCGUGAGUGGCCGACGGCAAUGCUGA